UUUUGUGCGCAUGGAUGCAGUGAUAUGAGGUUGCAGGCUGGCACGGAUGAGAUCUCGGUGAAGGGUGAACGCAGGAAUAAAGAGAGAGAGUGAGAGCGUGAGGGGGAUGCAGUGCACAAGGGCGGAGCUUAGCAUCAGGCAAUACCCCGUCUGAUUCUCUCUCUCUCUCCAUCUCUGAUCUCUGUGCGCUGACGCCGGUGAACACAUCUGUCCGUCUCUCUCUCCGCUGCUCUCCUGUCCUGUCUUCACCAGCGCCUCCGUCUUUCUUCUGGAAUAUUCUGAGCCACAGGAAGCGCAGGGAAUUGUGCGUCUGAUCGGUGUGUGUGUGUGUGUGUGUGUGUGUGAGGUGGCGAAACACACGCUGGUCUCGGCCGAGGGAAGGAUGGUUUUGCCGGAUGGUUUUGCGGCGGUUCUCAUCCGAGUGCGUGUCUCCCGGGCAACCGCGCCAUGAGCCGGACCAACCGCGUCCCCUGCUCAAUGCUCAACUGCUUCGGUGAGGAGGGGCCGCCCAGUCUGGAGUACAUUCAGGCCCGGGACCUGUUCCCCCAGAAAGAGCUGGUCAAAGAAGACGACGCUCUACAGGUCCCGUUCCCUGUCCUGCAGGGCGAGUGGGUCGAGUUCCUGGGCCGUGCGGGUGACGAUAUCAUCGCCAUCUCCAACUACAGACUUCACAUCAAAUUCAAAGACUCCAUCAUCAACGUUCCUCUGAGACUGAUUGAGGGCGUUGAGAGCAGAGAUAUGUUUCAGCUGCACAUCAUCUGCAAAGACUCCAAAGUAGUGAGGUGUCAUUUCUCGACGUUCAAGCAGUGUGAGGAGUGGCUGAAGCGCUUGAACAGAGCCAUAGCACAUCCGGCCCGUCUGGAGGAGCUGUUUGCGCUGGCGUAUCACGCCUGGUGUUUAGGAGGAAACACGGACGAUGAAGAGCAGCACCUGCAUCUGUGCAGACCAGGUGAUCACGUGCGGCACAGGUUGGAGGUGGAGGUGAAGCGGAUGGGAUUCGACAUGCAGAACGCCUGGAGAGUGUCUGAUAUCAACAGCAACUACAAGUUGUGUUCGAGUUACCCACAAAAACUGCUGGUGCCCGUCUGGAUCACAGAUAAGGAGCUGGAGAGCGUGGCCUCCUUCAGGUCCUGGAAGAGGAUUCCUGUGGUGGUGUACAGGCACCAGCGUAACGGGGCAGUCAUCACCCGCUGCAGUCAGCCGGAGAUCAGCUGGUGGGGCUGGAGGAACACCGAGGACGAGUAUCUGGUGACGUCUAUAGCGAAGGCCUGCCAGCUGGACGCCGGGCCGCGGGCCUGCAGGACCAGAGGAGACGGACCGGACUCUUCUGACAGUGACUUCGACUCUUCUCUGACGGGUUGUCCCGCUCCUGAUGCCAGCGGCGCAGCGCAAAAAUUACUGAUUCUGGAUGCCCGCUCUUACACCGCCGCCGUGGCGAAUCGUGCUAAAGGAGGAGGCUGCGAGUGUGAAGAGUACUAUCCCAACUGUGAGGUGAUGUUCAUGGGCAUGGCCAAUAUCCACUCCAUCAGAAACAGCUUUCAGUCACUCAGAACCGUUUGCAGUCAGAUCCCAGAUCCCGGCAACUGGCUCUCGGCUCUGGAAAGCACCCGUUGGCUGCAGCAUCUGUCUGUCAUGCUGAAGGCCGCGUCUCUGGUGUGCUCUGCGGUGGAGCGGGAGGGAAGGCCGGUGCUGGUGCACUGCUCAGACGGCUGGGACCGCACGCCGCAGAUCGUGGCCCUCGCAAAGAUCCUUCUGGAUCCCUUCUACAGGACCAUAGAGGGUUUUCAGGUGCUGGUGGAGACGGAGUGGCUGGAUUACGGUCAUAAGUUUGCGGACCGCUGCGGUCAUCAGGAGAGCGGUGAGGAUGUGAGUGAACAGUGUCCCGUGUUCCUGCAGUGGCUGGACUGUGUUCAUCAGCUCCUCAAGCAGUUCCCCUGCCUCUUCGAGUUCAACGAGGCCUUUCUGGUGAAGCUGGUUCAGCACACAUACUCCUGUCUGUAUGGCACCUUCCUGUGCAAUAACGCGAAAGAGCGCGAGGCCCGUAACGUGUAUAAACGCGCCUGCUCCGUCUGGUCGCUCCUCCGAAACGCCAACAAGAACUUCCAGAACUUCCUCUACAUCCCCUGCCAUGAUACGGUUUUGCAGCCGGUCUGUCACACGCGAGCGCUGCAGCUGUGGACGGCUGUGUAUCUGCCGUCGUCCUCGCCGUGCACCGCGGCUGAAGAUGCCAUGGAGAUCUACCUGAGCCCUUCGGCCGGAGGAGAGGAGUUCAGCUCGCGCUCCCUCGACAGGCUCCCCAAAACACGGUCGAUGGACAACUUGGUGUCUGCUUGUGAGAACGGCGUGACGCUCACCCGCACCUCGAGUGACCCCAACCUGAACAAGCACUGCCAGGAGGGACGUCCGGCGCUGGAGUCCAACCAACCCGCGGCCAUCCAGAGCCACGGUUCGUCCGAGGACCCACAAAUCGCCGGAUCGGUCGGCGCUGAGCCGACGCGUGAGGAAACUCAUGAGGACGAUUUGAGGGCGGAGCCUUGUUUGACAACCCAGCCUCUGCCGUAUUUGCCCCACCCCUUAGCGUUAGAUCAAGCCCCGCCCCUUCCGGUUAUAAACCAAGCUCCGCCUCAAAUUCCAAAUUGUUUAGUCAGGACUGCAGAAAACACAAAUCCGCCUCUUCUUUUUAACGGCUUUGCACACGUAGAAAACGCUAGCGGAUCUGUGAACUCUGAAGCGAUUGCGCCAUUGGAGGCGUCAGUGGAGACGCUAACGGAGCAAAGCGAGAUCCCUCCUUCUGGGAAAGCCACCGCAGUCGAAUCGCACCUUCCUUUCGAAGCGCCGGUACGAAACGGCGAACUGGUUCCCGCGAGAGAAAGGCCGCCACCCGCCGAUUACGCCAAAGCAGCGCGCCGUUUGAUUUCCCAAAGCCAGCUGACGGAGCUAUCGCUACUAGGUUCCCAAUGGGACAGCGUCCAAGGCCUUGUCCAGUCAGCCUGCGGUGGCGCCAUCCAACAUGGCAGCUAUCACGGCCGCCGACUGACGUGUCUGCGUGAGUCGGACGGCAGUGACGAGGAAGACUCUCUGUCCAAUCACAGCGAGGAUGGCUUCAGCGAGGGCAGCUGGGACCGUGUGGAGAGGAAGGACACAGAGGUCACCAGAUGGGUGCCGGAUCACAUGGCUUCUCACUGCUUCAACUGCGACUGCGAGUUCUGGGUUGCCAAGCGACGGCAUCACUGCAGGAACUGUGGUAACGUGUUUUGUAAGGACUGCUGCCACCUGAAGCUUCCCAUCCCAGACCAGCAGCUGUACGACCCGGUUCUGGUGUGCAACACCUGCUUCGACCUGCUGCUGGAGUCCCGCACGCGAGAGCUGCGCUCGCAACAGCUGAAGAAAGCCAUCGCCACCGCCUCCAGCUGAGACGGCCAAUCACAGCGCGCCACACACGCCGGCGUCCAAUCAGACGCUCUCUGCCUCGUUCCCCCCGGCAACCGCGAGACCAGGGCGAUUUAGAGUCCAGCUCUGAGACCGAUCCACACGUGGAAACGAGAUGGAGGAGAUCCAACAAACGAGCGCGGUUUGCGAUGGAGGGCCGUUUUUAUCUCUGCAAGUGAACUCCAAGCUUCUCUGGUUGAGGCCAGAACUGAACCCAAAGGGUCCUUGGGUUAAAAAAAAACCCAAAGAGAGGCGUUUCUUCAUCUCAAAUGCACCACACACAGCGGACAAUCACCUCCUUCCUUCAAACCCGGCGUCUAUCGAGAGGCUCACUAUUUAAAUCCAACCAAGCUGCUACAGUAUUUAAAAACGUCUCUAUCCUUAUUAUUUUGUGCACUACGGAGGGGGUUCGAGACCAAAACGGAGAGAUCUGCAGCUGUUUUCUCGCUGUGAAGCUUGAAUGUUCAAUUGUUUGGGUUAUUCUUAUUUUUGGGGAACUGGAGGGAUUCGCGGGUGCUGUUACUGAAUUAAAGCUGCCGGUUUGCAUUGAUUUGAUCGCAGUUUUGUGCACAGAGCGCGACCUAUUUCGUCUUUCAGCCGCUCCGGCAGAACCGAGCUUUAGCUGAACUGUGAAAUGGUUUCACUCUCGUUUGAUGUGAAAUACACGACUUUAAAUGCCAAAAUCAACCUCGAAUUCCAACAUAUCAAUAAUAUAUAAACAAAAUCACUGCUCAGUUCAUGUUUAAUCUGGCUGGUUGUGUGUUUGUUGCAGGAAACGCAAGAAAAAAAACAGCAAGCUGAACAUUUCUGCUGUAUGUUGUUGUGUACGUUAUGGUAAAACUAGCUGCUCCGUCUACGUUAGCGUGUUUCUAUCACUUCAUCUGAACAAACCAGUGAUGAUAAUUCAUAUUUGAAUCGUACAAAGGGAAACCGGUGGCGAUUGAAAGGACUUUUGUAUUGGAGGGCUCAUGAUCUCAACAGCAUUACAUGUGCUAGGAUUUCUUUUUCAUGUCGUCUGCGUCUUCGGCUCUACAUUGAUUGUGUUUUGUUAACGGUGAACCUCUCAACAGUGCCACGUGUGUUUGAUUUUCUCAUGGAUUCACUGAUUUGUAACUUUAACUUGUUCAAUGGUACAAUAACUAGAGGCUUAACAACGAGAAGAUGAUUGGUUGAGAAUCGAUGAGGUUAAAAACACUGAGAACCCGCUUGAUUUUUCUUCCCCGUGGUGCUGAUGAAGGACACUUUUUUGAGUUAAAUGCAUUAAAAGAGGAACCCAGAAAUGUGAUGUAUAGUUAUUUGGUCUGUAAUAGUGGCUAAUAUUUGUCACUUAGUGAAUAAUUGUUGUAAAGAAAUGCACUGUACAAGUUCAAUCCCAUGGGUUAAAUAAAAAGAUACGUCUUUAUCA
Sinocyclocheilus rhinocerous is the source of this 4834-nucleotide messenger RNA. It is a transcript of the gene mtmr4, whose product is annotated as myotubularin related protein 4. The record is from RefSeq and is a predicted model, not a curated record. Gene Ontology annotation, cellular component: membrane; cytoplasm. Gene Ontology annotation, biological process: phosphatidylinositol dephosphorylation; regulation of autophagy. The transcript has 18 exons. Gene Ontology annotation, molecular function: protein phosphatase binding; phosphatidylinositol-3,5-bisphosphate 3-phosphatase activity; phosphatidylinositol-3-phosphate phosphatase activity. Bases 448 to 3414 code for a protein of 988 amino acids. NCBI's taxonomy places the organism in Eukaryota, Metazoa, Chordata, Actinopteri, Cypriniformes, Cyprinidae.